UUUAUAUUUUGAGGGCACGGUCAUCCUCCUUCACAUCCCCAGUUGCCUGUUGGGUCCUUCACCAGACUCCACAGACACUGUAGGCAGAAGAGGGUAGCGCCACCUACUUGGCACCGGAAAGGCAGAAGCGAUUCUCUCGAGAGCUGGUUCAAUUCUGUCUGGAACCGCCUGUUACUGAGAAGUAAAAAUCCUAAAAUUCGGUGCCGUAGGGGGUUGAUCAUCGAUCUUAUUUUUCACCGUUCUUCAAUAUCAUCAGUUUGUUUACACUCUCCCUCGUAGCUUCACUCUUUCUAUUUUCUUCCCCCAAUUUUUUAACCAUCUGAACUGGACACCGUCUACGGCAGCACCGCCUACUCUGCGCUGUAUCUGUUUUGCGAGCACAGGCGCCUGAAAUCACAUCUCCCUUGUUAUUUCCCAUGGGCGGGUCUGGUUCCCUUUGUCUUUCCUACUGAAUCCUCGUUUUUUUCUGCCCACAUCGAUGCCUAAAGCAGCAGGAAUGAAGAUCCUUAGUCUGCAGGCUUUCAUGAAACUUCAGACAGAUUUUAAAGUUGUGGUCUGAUGUGAGAUCUGAUUGUCUCAGUUCAAUCGGCUGUAACUUCAGUAGCUCCGGGUUAAUAUGUCUACUGGACAAGUAAUCAAGCGCGCCAAAUACAAAACUUCUCUGAAAGAUCCUGGCACUCCUGGGGUGCUGAAAUUGGCUGAGGAGAAGUUUCUUUUUAGGCCUAAUGAUCCAACUUCAAACAUGAAGCUUGAAGUUGACUUCAAAACUAUACAGAGUCACAAACACACCAAAGAAGGAUCAAACAGGCCACCUUGGCUUAACCUUGGCCAUUCUCAGGGAAAUUACAUAUUCGAGUUAGAAAGCUAUCCAGAUCUAAAUGUAUGUCGAGAAUUUGUGGGUAUUGCCCUCUCCCGCAACAGGUCUGGUGAAGCUCCACCAGCUAUGUCUGGGGAGCAGCUAAGUCCUGCUGAAAUGGAGCUUAGAAUUAAGCUACUGCAGGAAGAUAGCAAGUUGCAGAAGCUUCACAGGGAACUUGUGGCCUGUGGUAAGCUGACAGAAUCAGAGUUUUGGGCUACAAGGAAGAAAUUGCUGGAUAGAGAUGAAAGCAGAAAGUCGAAACAGCAGGUUGGCUUUAAAAAUUCUAUGAUCUUUGACACAAAGCCUAUGAGUGAUGGUCGGACCAAUCAGGUUACAUUCAGUUUAACACCAGAGAUAAAAUAUCAGAUUUUUGCCCUGAAACCAGCCGUUCACCAGGCAUUCCUUAAUUUUGUCCCUAGUAAGAUGACAGAGAAGGAUUUUUGGACUAAGUAUUUUAGAGCUGAAUACCUCCACAGUACCAAAAAUGCUGUUGCAGCAGCUGCUGAAGCUGCUGAAGAUGAGGAGCUUGCUGUUUUUCUGAAAGAUGAUGAGAUAUUAGAAACAGAGUCUCGAAAGAAGGUUCGACGGGUUGAUCCAACUUUAGACAUGGAAGCAGAUCAAGGAGAUGAUUACACUCAUCUUCCUGAUCAUGGGAUCUUCCGUGAUGGUAGCAAGGAAGUAUCUGAAGUGCAACAUCAACUGUGUCGGAGAACUUUAGUGCAAGAUCUUAACCGGCAAGGUGCAGUUGUGCUUGAAGGAAGACCUUUAGAUACGGAGAUGGAACACCAAAGAGCAGUUGCAGAAGCUCUUGCAAGAACGAGACACGAAUCUGAUGAGGAUAUUGAGCAGGAGAGACGUAACAGAAUUUCUCAGAUGACCCAUAUUGAGGAUCUCCAGGAACAGGGUGAUCAUCCAUUUGCUCCACUCUGUAUCAAGGAUCCUCGAGAGUACUUUGAUUCCCAACAAGUUAAUGCUGUUAAAACCUUGGAUCAUUCUCAAGCUGGAAUGGAUCAAACGAGAUGCAAUUUAAGUUCUGAGGAAGCAUAUGGCUCUUUGAAGGCGUCUAUAUCCAAAACAAAGACCCAAGGGUUAAGGGAUCCCCUAGUUAACCCUGAUACUGCUUUUAGGGUUCUUACUGGACUGACAAAGAAUAUCUCAACCUCCAAAUAUCAGUUUGGAAAAAAUUCCCGGGAGAGCGUCCUGGAUAUAUUGCCUAAUACAACGAAGGAGCAACUUCUAGAUCAUUGGGUUUACAGUCAGGAACUGCUGAGGCAUUUCUGGUCUUCAUAUCCUAUUACAACAACAAACCUUAAUACUAAGGUGAACAGAUUGAAGGAUUCCAUAUCACAAAUGUAUUCUAAACUCGAGGAAAUAAAGGUAUCUGCGCGGUCAGACCUGCGGCACCAGGUUUCCCUUGUUGUUCAUCCUAUGCAGCAGGUGCUGGAUGCUGCUUUAUUACAUUAUGAUGCCGACAAGCGAAAACGAAAUUCCAAAGCACAGAAGCCUAAUGGAUAUGCUUAGUAUUAGCAUAAAGUUUCACCCCAUGUCACUUCUCUUGCAACUUGCUGUAAAAUUAAUAGAAAUGCAGAUUUGCAUCAAUUUUGCUGUGAGUUCAUGCCAUAUUUGUUUCUUUUUAAUCAUGAUCAAUGAAGGCUGGAAAUAGCAAGGAAGAGGAAUAAAGGAAUAGCUUAACAUCUCAGGAAUCUUAUUGGGGAAUUUCUCAACCACAAAAAAAAAAAAAAAGAA
This is a messenger RNA of Prosopis cineraria, 2605 nucleotides long. RefSeq names its product general transcription and DNA repair factor IIH subunit TFB1-1-like. The transcript is spliced from 21 exons. Bases 617 to 2380 code for a protein of 587 amino acids. Gene Ontology annotation, biological process: transcription by RNA polymerase II; nucleotide-excision repair; transcription by RNA polymerase I. The record is from RefSeq and is a predicted model, not a curated record. NCBI's taxonomy places the organism in Eukaryota, Viridiplantae, Streptophyta, Magnoliopsida, Fabales, Fabaceae. Gene Ontology annotation, cellular component: transcription factor TFIIH holo complex; transcription factor TFIIH core complex.